Molecule: messenger RNA, 2961 nt
Organism: Iphiclides podalirius (scarce swallowtail)
Lineage: Eukaryota; Metazoa; Arthropoda; Insecta; Lepidoptera; Papilionidae
Source: the annotation of a GenBank genome assembly
AUGGAAGACAUCCGCGUGCAGCUGUCGGAGCAGGCGCGCGUGCUGGAGGCGCGCGCCGAGGCGGCGGCGGGCGUGGCCGGCGAGCUGGGCGACUACUGCCGCCGCAGGGCGGACCUCGAGCACGAGUACGCGCGCGCGCUCGACAAGCUGGCGCGCGCGGCCGCGCAGCGCCACAAGGACCACAAGCACAAGCGCGAGCAGUGGCCGCUGACGGGCGCGUUCGCGUGCUGGCAGGCGGCGCUGGACGAGACGCGCGCGCUGGCGCGCGACCACGCGGCGCUCGGCGAGCUGUACGGCGGGCCGCUGGCCGCGCGGCUGCAGCGCGCCGCCGACGACGUGCUGCGCCUGCAGCGGCGCGGCCGCGAGCUGCUGCACGAGCGCCAGGAGGAGCUGGGCGGCGCGCUGGCCGAGGCGGCCGCGGCGGGCAAGGCGCACGCCGCCGCCGCCGCCGCCUGGCGCGCCGCCGCGCUCAAGCUGCGCAGCGCGCACCAGCAGCGCCACGCCGCCCCGGCGCCCCCGCCGCCCGACGCGCCGCGCACCAGGAAGCUCAAGGCGCUCGAGAAGGAGCUGCAGAAGCGUCGCGCGAGGCACAGCGAGGCGCGCGCGGCGGCGCUGCGGGCGCGCGCCGACUACGUGCUGAGCCUGGAGGCGGCCAACGCCACGCUGCAGCGGUACUACCUGGACGACGUGGCCGACAUCAUGAUGUGCACGGAGGUGGGGUUCGACGCGGUGGUGGGGCGCGCCGUGCGCACGGCGGGCGCGGCCGAGGCGGCGCGCGCGCGCCCGCUGGGCGCGGCGGCGGGCGCGCUGCUGGCCGCGGCCGACGCGCUCGACGCGCUGGCCGACCGGCGGCGCGUGGUGCAGGCGCACGCGGCCGCCUUCGCGCCGCCGCGGCCGCUGCCGGCGCGCCCGCCGCUGCCCGAAGACCAGGAGCGCGACAUGCGCGAGCUGGCGGCCGAGGCGGCCGACGAGGGCGACGCCGCCUCCGAGGAGGUGCGCCGCGAGCUGGCCGCGCGCCUGGCGCAGCUCGAGGCGGCCGCGCGCGCCCUCCGCGCCGAGUGCCGCGAGCACGCCAAGACGCUCGACGCCGCCGAGGCCGAGCUGGUGCGCCUCAUGGAGGGCGGCGCCGCCCAGUGGGAGGUGGGCGCGCUCUUCGCCCCCGCCGCCGCCGCGCCCGCCGCUCCCGCCACGCCCGUCGACGACGAGGCGCCGCGCCGCGCGCAGGAGGACUACUACCUGGCGAAGUUCCGGUCGUACGUGUGCAGCGCGGGGCGGCUGGCGCGGCUGGAGAGCAAGGCGGCGUGCGCGCGCGCGCGGCUGCUAGGGGCGGGGGCGGGCGCGGGGGCGGUGGCGGGGGGCGGGUCGCCGCCGCCGCGCUCGCCGCGCUCGCCGCCGCGGCGGCGCCGCGGGCGGUUCGCGCCGCCGCUGGAAGAGGGGCUGCCGCUGGUGCUGACGUCGUGCGUGCGCGUGAUCGGCAGCUACGGGCUGCGGCAGCAGGGCGUGUUCCGCGUGUCGGGCUCGCAGGUGGAGAUGCAGGCGCUGCGCGCGGCGUUCGAGCGCGGCGCCGACCCGCUGGCCGAGGUGCGCGACGCCUCCGACAUGAACUCGGUGUGCGGCGUGCUCAAGCUGUACCUGCGCGAGCUGCGCCCGCCGCUGCUGCCCGCCGCGCUGCACGAGCGCCUGCUGCGCCUGGCCGCCGCGCCCGACGACGCCGCCUUCGUGCGCCGCCUGCGCCACGCGCUCGCCGCGCUGCCGCAGCCCGAGCUGCUCGUGCUGCGCUACCUCUUCGCCUUCCUCGCGCACCUCACCGAGUACAGCGAGCACAACAUGAUGGACGCCUGGAACCUCGCCAUCUGCCUCGGGCCCACGCUGCUGCCCGCCUGGGGCGAGGGCGGCGCCCAGGUUGAAGAUCCUCUCCCCUCGUUGAAGAUCUGCAGCAGAAGAUCUUCAAUUAUCUGGUUCUUCAAAUGUAGGCUUAAGGUGACGGCGCAGAAUCUCGUGAAUGAACUCGUGAAGCGCAUCAUCCUGCACCACCGCGAGCUGUUCCCGCAGGACAUCGCGCCUCACACGCUCUACCGCCGGCCCGGCGAGGCGGAGGAGGGCGCGGAGGCGCCGCCGCCCGCCGCCGAGGAGCCCGACGCCGACGCCGACGCCGACGCCGACGCCGACGCCGUCGACGCGCCGCGGCACGACGACGACGAGCACGACGAGCAUGACGAGCAUGACGAGCACGAAGCCAACGACGAGCUGUCGCUCUACGGCGACGAGGACGAGGACGACGACGACGAGGAGGACGAGGACGAGGACGAGCACGGCGAGGCGGCCGGCGACGAGGCCGAGGGCGCGGCCCCACGCAGGUCGGGCGCGCGGCGCGGCGCGCAGAUUCUUUUUAAAUGUGUCGCCGCGUGCGCGUACUCGUGGUUGUGCGCGUGCGGGGCGCUUACCGGUCGCUCGGCGCAGGCGGAGGGCGCAGCCGCGGCGGCCACGGCGCCCCCGGGAUGCAGGCGGCUGGCCGAGAGCACGCCCGACCUGGUGCUGGACCUGCCGGCGCGCGCCGCGCUCGCCGCCGACACCUUCGCGCACAACCGCGACACGCUCAAGAAGCGGCCCGCGCACAGGCAGGCGAGCUCGGAGGGCGGCGCGGAGGUCGGCGCGCCGCCCGCCGCCAGCCCCGUGCCGGCGCGCAACACGCUGCGCGUGGCCGCCAAGUUCGCCGAGCUCACACUCACCGGCGGCUCGCUCAAGCCCGCGCUGGCCGCCAAGCCCGCGCUGCUGCGCCGCCCCACGCCGCACCCGCACGCGCGCCCCGCCGCCGCCCCCCUCGGCCCCCUGCGCCCCCUGCGCCCCCUGCGCCCCCCUGCGCCCCCUGCGCCCCCUGCGCCCCCUGCGCCCCCGCCGUCGCCCCCGCAGCGCCCCCCGCCGCACAGGAAGCGCCGCCGCCCCCCGACGGCGCCCACUGAC